GUCUCAUCUUUGGCAGUACUGGAAGAUGCUACAGAACGAAUGCGAAUCAGUACAGUUGCAAUGGGGCAUGUUCGACUACGAUUGUACGUUAUUACCCGUCAUUUCGAGCAGUUCGGUAUUCUUUCAUGA
Haemonchus placei is the source of this 129-nucleotide messenger RNA. The record is from the annotation of a GenBank genome assembly. Lineage: Eukaryota; Metazoa; Nematoda; Chromadorea; Rhabditida; Trichostrongylidae.